Engraulis encrasicolus (European anchovy) is the source of this 852-nucleotide messenger RNA. Its product is annotated as C-X-C motif chemokine 11-1-like. The coding region runs from base 122 to 604 and encodes 160 amino acids. The transcript has 4 exons. Gene Ontology annotation, molecular function: chemokine activity. Lineage: Eukaryota; Metazoa; Chordata; Actinopteri; Clupeiformes; Engraulidae. The record is from RefSeq and is a predicted model, not a curated record. Gene Ontology annotation, cellular component: extracellular region. Gene Ontology annotation, biological process: immune response; defense response; chemotaxis.
GCCUGUGGUUGGGAGGACUGAAUAUAUACCGGGCACGUUUGUCAGUUUUGCAUCAGUUCCAACACCUCCACUCUCAGAGCAACAACAGCCGCAGCCGCCGUCUCAGCUCCUCAUCUCAGUCAUGAAGUCAGCAGUUCUCCUCGCCCUCCUGGCCGUCCUCCUCUUUGGACUUGUGAAAGGACAACGUAUUUCUCGAAGAUGCCGGUGCCAGGGUCCACUCAGGAAUGCUGUUCGGCCCAACCGCAUCCAGAAGGUGGAAGCUAUACCUGCCUCACCCUCGUGCCCCAACUUAGAAAUCAUUGUCAAGUUGGAGGAUGGAUCCAAAGCAUGUCUGAAUCCCCAGAGUAAUUUUACCAAGCGUUACAUGGAGUCACUACUCAAAGCACAAGCCAAGGCCAAAGAAACUACAACUGAGGCCGAUGCAAGCAGUGAGUUCACAACCUCCUCGCCAGAGUCACCAACUAUUACCAUGGAAACAGCAGCUACUGAUAAUUUCACCUCCAGUCGUGCCGAUGCAAGCAGUGAAUUCACAAACUCCUCGCCAGAGUCACCUACUAUUACCAUAGAAACGACAGCUACUGAUGAUUUCACCACCAGACGUUAAGCUACAAAUCUUAUCUGCCAGUCAAAAUAAUUCAACAUGAAUGCAGUUUCUGAAAUCUCUGAUGCAAAUUUCACCAUAACUCAAAUUCUUCCGUGGCACAGAACUAUGUCUUGCUUUGUGGAAGUGGUAUUUUUCUUUCUCCGUUUAAGGAUUGUUGAAAAGUCUGUGACUCAUGUAAUUUAAAAUGAGGUAUUUUUGUAAAAUGUUAAGUAUGCCCUUAUUUAAAUGUACAUAAAAUACAUAAAUAA